Setaria italica (foxtail millet) is the source of this 3585-nucleotide messenger RNA. RefSeq lists its product as uncharacterized. The record is from RefSeq and is a predicted model, not a curated record. The coding region runs from base 386 to 3508 and encodes 1040 amino acids. Lineage: Eukaryota; Viridiplantae; Streptophyta; Magnoliopsida; Poales; Poaceae. The transcript is spliced from 9 exons.
CAAAUCGUCCUGGCGAUCGCGGUUGCUUUCGGUGGGGUUUUGUUGGGGGGUGAAAUGGAGUUGGGGUUUUUUUUUGAGGUGCUUUGAAUUUCUGCGCACCGUGCGGGUUUUGUGUUGCUCGCUUGCUCGUGCUGCCUCUGUAUCAUGAGGAAAAUGAAGAAAUCUUUUAAUAUCUUUUAGGAGGGCGUCCCGUUUGAUGCGUGUACGCUUAUCUUGCUUUUCGCCAUGACCCCGCCUAUACUUUGCACAGCAUCGCCUGGAUUCGAAAUGCGGUCAUGUCCAGUGUACUAAAGAUACCAAGUGUGUUUUGCUGCGAGUGGUUCACCCAAAUCUGUGCUGGAGUUUGAUCUUUCGAUUUGUAAUUUCCGUGGAUUAUUUCGCUGCCAUGGAAUUUGCUGGUGCAGUAUCGUUUGUCCUACUAGGUACUUUUCACCUCGUCAAAAUUAGAUUUGAUCCUAGUACACAAAUAUUUCCUCUGAAUAUGUAUGUUAUCUUUAAUCUUCCAUUAUGCUUCGGAACACAUACACUCUAUCCUGUACUUGAAACAGCUUUCCAUUUGAUUUGCUCUACUUCUCAGGACACACCUUGGGCAACAUGUGUUGAUGGUUCAAGAAACAGUGCCCCCUCUCAGUACAAACAAGAUCCAAGACUUAAUCAAAUUCGUCAUGCUAAUGAGGCAACGUCCAGAACCAAGGGAAUUGUAGAACCAGACUAUUCAGAUAAGCUCAAGGUGCCUAGAUUUUCUGGUGGUACAUAUUCAAAGCCUGAGGCAAGAGUGAAGUUGAUUCCCGUGGAAGAUAUUACCUACGCAAAACAUAAGAAGCCAUACGGUAGAACUGUUGGCUCAGCUGCGUUACAGAAAAGACAUUGCAGACGAAGUGUUACACCACCACCAAAUUCACGUAAAGUAUCUCUUGUGGGAUCCAAAUCACUCACUCAAAGUCCUAAGACAUCAGCAUCAUCCUAUGACUCGUGUUUACCCCGUAAAAGACCUGAGACAGCUGAAACUAGGCACCCAUUUGCUAGGGGGCACAUAAGUAGCUCUGUCACCCCCCAAAUUACUUCUCUGAAGGACCCUGCAUCGCCCAGUUGCAAAUCUUCACAACCUUUGAGUACUAAUUGGAAUACUGAUGCUACUCCUAGAAAUCUAGACAGAAUGGACGGUACAAAAGCACUUGCCAGGAGCUCCAGUUCGAGUAUUUUGCAUUCUCAAGGCCAGAGCAGCCAAAAACUAUCAGCAAUGGUAAAUCCUGUGUCUCCUAGUCCCAAGCAAAUGCGUGCUCCGCAUCCAAGUGGGGAUCCUGUGUGUACGAAGGCAGGACCUUCUUCUAAGAGUUUGUGCACACCAGAGAGUGGAAAGUUGUGUAGUAGAAACAUUAAUUUGACCCCAAGAAGUGCUGGAGCUCCUGGAUUGCAAGCUCCUAUUGUGGAGCCUGCAUUGCUAAGCCCAACAUCUGUGCUUAGUGAAAGGCCCAUUGAAGUUUAUCCUGAUACAAGAACUGCUGCUCCUGUUGUGCAAGAACCAAGUGUAAAGCCUGUAUUGCCGAGCACAAUACCUGUGCACAAUGAAUCUUCCACGGAGUGCGACAAUAUUCCUCCAAUACACAGCCCUCAAUACAUAGCUCCUGCGCAACACGGUGCAUUGUUGCAAGAAAGAAACUCAGGGGCAUCAAUUAACUGUAGCAGAUCUUCAGCAUUUUGUCAUAACAUUGGUACUCCGGAAACAGGUACACCAGUAAUUUUACAUACGAAGCUGCACAAGAAGCAUGAUCAACCAGAAGCCCUCUGGAAGGGUAACUUUCAUGUUACUGGAGAACUGAUACAUACUUGUGAUGGACUUGAAGCCCAUUUCCCUUUGGAAGUCUGUGUCAGAGUUUAUGAAGCUUCAAAGAACAUGCCUGAAAUUUUAAACCUGGAGGCUAUACCUCUUUCCCAGCUGUGGCCAAAACAAUUCAAGAUGGAACCCCCGGACGGGGGGGAUAUUGGACUAUGGUUUGUGAGCAGUCAUGAAAGAUUUAUUUAUUACAGGCCUCACAGGAGUUUCGAUCAUCUUCUUGAAAAAGUUGCUUCACAUACUGGUCUCUUGACCAAAGUUGGUGAUACUGAAUUGGCAAUAUUUUCAUCGUUGUUGCUGUCACCAAACUAUCAGAGAAAAAAUGGUGAAUUAUAUUUUUGGGGUGUUUUUGGGAAGCGUAUCAGGAAGAAGCGGUGCCAACCCAGCAAUCAUAUAAAAAAUGUGAAGAUCAGCAAUCCCAGUCAGUCAAAUGAAGACUCUUGUAACAAAUAUGAGGAGGUAGGCGCAAGAUUGAAUGUCACAAAAGGCAAAGGGACAGAGAAUAAUGAAUCUGAUAUUGGCAUAACAUUGGGUGCAAGAGGCAAUCCAACAGAUGUCACAGAAAACAAAGAGAGAGGGAGGGACAAUUAUGAGGGUAUUGCCAAGUUAUUGGAUUUGACAGGGGGCAAGGAGACUGAUAGAGUCAAUGACUGCAUGGCAGUGGUCGGAACUCCUGAUUCAAACCCUGCAUCCAGUUGUUCAGCUCCUGCUGCUUCUCUUCUUAACGGAUGUUGCAGUCAUGACUCUGCAAACAAGAGCAUUUUUAGCUUAGAAGAUUCCGCAUGCCAGCCUGCUUACAGAUCUUCAGCUAGCUCAGACUUGAUGCUGGACAUACCCCCUGGAUUUUCUCUUGAUGUACCUCCUGGCGUCACGAAAGCUCACUGUCGGCUUCCGAUCGAAGCUGCUGCUGUGUCUGGUGCCAAUGCACCUCCCAGUCUGAUAUUGGACACUCCUCCAGGAUUUCCUACAGAUAUUCCUCCUGGCUUUACUGAAGCUCAUCGCCGACUACCUGCUGGACCAGCAACUCGUGCUUGUACCCCUGGCACUGAAAAGAAGCCCCUCAUUAGGUUCUCUCUAAAUGUUACAAGGCCUGUUAAAAUGGAAGUUCCACCUGGAUUUACUGCACUUCAUGAAGUGAAAAAAGAGCCUGUGUUGCCUGCUGCUGAUAAGGCCACAGAGAAACAAACACUAUAUUCUUUUGCAUCUGCUGCAUGUUCAAUGGAAAAAGCUGGGAAAGAAGAUGAAAUGGAAAUCAUGGACAAUGAGGUAAAAGUUGAACACGAUGAUAACUCAGAGGAGCGAGAGGUUCCAAAGAUUAGGCGGCUUUCAGAUCUGUACCGUGGGCCUUCGGACAUAACUGAAUUCCCCGAGCAUGCAUUCUUGCCCGACAAGUUUCAGGAGCAGGCCCCUAAUAAACAGAUGCAUCAGAGAAAGAGAGGCAGGCGAGCAUCACCAGAGCCUUCUCCAGCAGAUAUCACCACUGGAAGGCCGAAUGUGAAUGGUCGAAUUGCCUUGAAUGACAGCGCAGGUCAAGGGAAUGGUAAGGUGAGAUGCGUCUGCGCAUCCUCUGAAGGUCGCGCGGCUCUGCCUACCAGAGCGUCAGGUGAUCAUCCGGAUAGCAAGAGCAUUUCCUGUAGGUGCGUUGUAUGCAGCGAAGAGUUCCCAUCACAGUGAUUUGUAGGACUGCAUCAAUAAAUGAUGCUAGACUGAGUGACCCGGUACUAAGCAAAUACACUCUUUGGAUAUUUCCU